AUGGCCGAACCUAUUGGCAUAGCGUCUGGGUUAUUGACAUUGGCUGCUUUCGCCUUUCAGUCGAGCGUUACCCUCUACGAGACAAUCAAAACUUUUAACUCGCAUCAAACACGCGUGCGCGACCUCCUCGACGAAAUCCAGGCCUUGAUUGAAGUCUUGGGUCCGCUUAACGAAACAAUCAAGAACACGGCGGGAGCAGGUCUGUCGGCGCUCGACCUUCCUUUGAAAAGAUGUGGCGAAGCCUGCAAAUAUUUUGAGCAAGAAAUUUUAAAGUGUUUAGCGCGGUCCGCUGGCAACCGAACGAGCUUUCGUGAUUGGGCACGAUUGAGGUAUAUGAGCGACGAUAUCGAUGGUUUCAGACGACUGCUUGCCGGAUAUAAAAUGACUAUUAACAUUGCCCUGACUGACGCAAGCCUUCGCCAGUCUACCGCCACCGCCGAGAUUCUUACAAGCCAUAAACUCCUAAUCGAAACAGCCAAGGAUGAUCUUCAAGCUCGUCUUGAGAGCAUCGACGAAAAGGUCCAACUUCAAUUGAACCAGACAAUGACAGAUUCCAGUUUAGAUUCGUCCGAACUGAACCUGAUGAAGGAGGAACGACUGAGCACAGAAAAAUGUCUUCAAAUCUGUGCUAGUUUAUCAGACCAUAUCGACCAGCUUCUGCUCAAUCCAAAAAGAGGCAGUAAUCUUUCUGGCCCGCUCGAUCCGGAUGAUUCACCCGAAAGUAUUACCAACGGGGGCCUCCAAGAAUGCAAGGAGAGCCUAGUUGCAACAUCCGCAAAACUGGAGGGCCAUAUGCGGAAGCUCAUGCACCGAAUUAUAGAAAAGUCGGAAUCUAGCAUGGCAUCUAGUGACGACCUUGUGGAUCUGUCACGGCUGCAGGACGAGUGGGAGACGACACGUCAGUGCAUCGAUAUCUGCUCCAAGGCGGAUACCCACUUACAAGUUACCACGGUGGAUAACUACGCCACAGGUGAUUCGGUCCAAUUCAUGGUCUCGGCUAAUGGACAAGUAUUUCAUGGUAAAAACCGUGGUCUUGGCUGGAAGAACAGGCAAGUGGGAGGUCAUAUGAGUGAUGAUUCUAUACAACAGUUAUCCCGGGAUAUGACUAGCGCCAAUUUCCGAAGCACUGCAAAUCAAGACAUGCUUCCUGAAGGUAAUCCAACACCUAAUGUUGGCGGAGAAAAUAAAACGGCAGAAUACAGCGAACGGUAUGGACGAGGCUUUAUACUUACUCCACAGCCUCCUCCAGGCGACUCUGUGGCACCCACAAACUCACCACAACGUUAG
Talaromyces rugulosus is the source of this 1287-nucleotide messenger RNA. RefSeq lists its product as uncharacterized. Bases 1 to 1287 code for a protein of 428 amino acids. The transcript is spliced from 2 exons. The record is from RefSeq and is a predicted model, not a curated record. Lineage: Eukaryota; Fungi; Ascomycota; Eurotiomycetes; Eurotiales; Trichocomaceae.